Messenger RNA from Symbiodinium necroappetens, 1134 nucleotides. The record is from the annotation of a GenBank genome assembly. Lineage: Eukaryota; Dinophyceae; Suessiales; Symbiodiniaceae.
AUGCCCCCCAAAAAGUUCUUCAAAGGCAUCACCUUCGCAUUGUCAGGCAAGCUGGCGCAGACGCAGAAGGCAUACGAGGAGUUGAUUCGUCGUCAUGGCGGAGAGGUUUCCUCCACCGUCACGACUUCUGUGCAGUUCCUCGUCUCUACGGACGAGGACGUGAAGGCCAAUUCGCACAAAGUGGCUUUGGCCAAGGGGCGAGGAACACCAAUCGUGCAAGAAGGUUUCUUGGGCUGUUGCAUAGCAGCGAAGUCGCUGCUCGAUCAUUGCACCUUCCUCAUCAAGGCAUCUGAUCCCGCAAAAAAGCGGGAGGCGGCAAAGGCCUCCGCAAGCCCGGCUAAGAAGGCCAGGAUUGCGAAGGACGAGGCCGAGCCCACGGGUUCCUCCGCAACUGCCUCCACAUCGGUGGCAUAUGCCACGACGGAGGCCCCAGUGAUCGCAAAAAGUGGGCUGGGAGGCAAAGCUGCUGUCGUGCAAGAGCAAGCGAAGAAAGGUUUGAUGAUGAAGGGCACUCUGACGUGGGAUGUAGAGCUGGUGUUAAACGAUCCGGCCAAGGGGACGGACAAGUACUACAACAUGCAACUCCUGGCGAGCACUGAUGGCUCGGAAUUCUGGGCGGUGCAGCAUUGGGGAUGGACAGGCCUAGAUGGCCGUGUGCACGUGGAUGGUCCUUUCAAAGAGCUCCACGCUGCCAAGGCAGUCUUUCGAAGGAAGUACCGUCAGAAGACAGGCAACGUGUGGGGUCAACUUGGCAUGACCUUUGAAGAGAUGCCCGGCAAGUACAGGCUGGUGAGCCUGGAACCAAGCGGCAGCGGCCAUGCCAAGGGCAGGUGGCAGUUCUACAUGCACAAUGCCAUUGAUGGCAAGGAGGUCGGCUGGUACGACUACGAUGCCGCAGCCGCCGCGAGGCUGGAGAAGUACUGGCGUCAGUUCUGUGACCAUCCCGACCUGAAGCUGGGAGUGCGGGUGAUCCACAGCGACUACUUUGCCUAUGAGAUCAAUUUCAAUGAGCUCUGGCAGACAAACAUCAAAACAGGAACUCGUCGCGCCAUUCGUCGGUUCGCAGACGGAGAGGUCCCUUUGGACACGCCUCCGCACCGAAUUCCUGAGCCAGCGGCGCCUGCGAAGCCUCCG